Molecule: messenger RNA, 4895 nt
Organism: Salvelinus fontinalis (brook trout)
Lineage: Eukaryota; Metazoa; Chordata; Actinopteri; Salmoniformes; Salmonidae
Product: bcl-2-related ovarian killer protein homolog A-like
Exons: 7
Coding region: 1191-1952 (253 amino acids)
Biological process (GO): extrinsic apoptotic signaling pathway in absence of ligand; regulation of apoptotic process; intrinsic apoptotic signaling pathway in response to DNA damage
Cellular component (GO): mitochondrial outer membrane
Molecular function (GO): protein heterodimerization activity; protein homodimerization activity
Source: RefSeq, a predicted model, not a curated record
AGAGUCUCUGGGUGCACGCCCAGGCUCUGUCGCAGCCGGCCGCAACCGGGAGGUCCGUAGGGCGACGCACAAUUGGCAUAGCGUCGUCCGGGUUAGGGAGGGUUUGGCCGGUAGGGAUAUCCUUGUCUCAGUAUGUAAAUGUAAUAAAAUGUAUGCAGUUAAAUAUAGAGAUAAUACAUUGUGUUCUUCCUGUAUAGGUAGACUAAACAAUGGUAAUAGUGCUAUUGGUGUUCAAUCAAUACCUUAUAAAUGGAUUAUACCUAGUAGGCCUAUGAGAUCAUUAUUUUAUUGAGUUGCAGGCUAGCCUAUUUGUUUUAUGUAGGCUAGUUUUCGCCUUUAUUUAAAUACAAUUUAGAAUGAGAUUAAUUCAGAUAACCAAGACAUGUGAUACAACUAAUUAUAUGAAUAUGAAUGAAUGUUCAUGGUUAUUAUGUUAAAGCAGACAAAAAUACAUGCUCCGUUUAUAACGUUCAUGACUGUGGCCAAGGACCGCUGCGCAGAGAGUGCGUCAAAAUACGCACUCUGCGCUGACGCUCCGCACAAAUCAAAUCGUUUGCCACAGAAGGAAGGAAACUGAAGAGCUGGUUUACCUUAAACUUGUUCUAUGAAUUUGGUCUGUACAGGCUAGUAGCUACAUUUAUUCACGGGGCUUAUCUUCAGUUUGCCAAAGCGUUAGGUUUUAACUGUAAAAGGUUGCGCGUGCAAGACAAGGAAUUCCAUAAAUUAUUUUCCCGUUGAGAUGGGGUUGUUUGAUUAGAUUGUGACGGUAUGCGGACAGGAAUUAUAAUUUGAACAUCGUAUCCGAGAGGAUUUGUCUUAGCUUGGCACCUGAGGAAUGAUUCGAAUCCAAUCAAAACGUCGUCGUUGAAUUCCAUGUGAUGCGUGUCUUUCAGCAGGUGUCAGGGUUCCCACAUGGCCAUAUUCCCACGUUACAGCGCUUGUUUAUGGAAGACAGAAUGGACUACCUGUGCUAAUUAGAUAUCUGUCUCCAAACGUGUGAACGGAAGACAGAUGCCACAAACGUUUUGCCACUGAAAAAUACUGUAAGCUGCAACUGUGUUAUUACCGGUUUAAACAGUGUACACAAUUGGAGAUUUAGUUCAUUGUAGUGGCUCCAGCUGAGAAGAACCACUCAGGCACUGAUACACCGAAGUGAUCAGGUUUUCCCUGAUCAGAAUUCUGCUUUGGAGAUGGAGGUGAUUCGUCGCUCCUCUGUGUUCGCAGCCGGGGUGAUGGAAGCCUUUGACCAUUCCCCGUCCGACAAAGAACUGGUGUCCCAGUCCAAGGCGCUGUGUAGGGACUACAUACACUCUAGGCUCAACAUCUAUGGGCUGGGCUCGUCCAAAACUCAGGUGGACUCAACGCUUUGUGAGGUGUCUGCUGUGCUUCUCUGUCUCGGUGAUGAGCUGGAGUGCAUGCGGCCGAGUGUCUACCGGAACGUGGCGAGACAGCUCAACAUCUCAGUGGCCAUGGAGACCACGGUGUCCGAUGCCUUUGUUGCCGUGGCAACCGAUAUCUUUUCUGCAGAACACGAUUUCAUAUCCAUGAGGAGGAUGAGCUGGCCAAUCAUCCGUGUAGAGGAGGAUGAGCUGUCCAAUCAAUGGUCUACUUGCGUGAUUAUUUUUAAUGACCGGUAUACGCCCAUACCAUUCUGUUGUUGGGGCAUCACAUGGGGUAAGGUAGUAUCUAUGUAUGCCGUGGCCGGCGCUCUGGCGGUGGACUGUGUACGUCAGAACCAGCCUGCUACGGUCCAAACCAUAGUGGACAGUCUGGGUCAGUUUGUCCGCAAGAACCUGGCCCCUUGGCUGAAGAAACGUGGAGGAUGGACCGACAUUAAGAAAUGUGUGGUGAAGUUAGAUGCCGUUCCUCAGACCCAUUGGCUGUCUCCAGUUGCCGAAUCCUGCAAGCACUUUCUGUCAACACUGUACAUCUACAUUAUGAAGGAGCCAUGAAGGAAUUGGGAGAAGAACUGUGGUUGAAAGGACAAGAGUUUCAAGUCCUUGAACUUGAAGGCUCUGUGCUUCAGAUGAAAUAGACCUCAGACAUCCUCUAACUUUCUGAUGGAACACAUUUUCUUAAAUUGGUGAUGGCCAUCUAAACAGUGACUCUCCUUCGUGCAGAGUACAAGUCACAGUAUCACAUUUUGUAUAAUCAUCAUCAAUUUAAUCAACAAUGACUGCUCUUGUAAUCUGAGUAAUCUCAGAUUACCCAGAAGUAAUCUUCUCGCGUACGUUUUCACUUCCCGGCCAUGAGAGAUUAUACAAAGUUUAGUCACAGGCAAUUUCAUAUACACAUAUCUUCAGUUCAGAUGAUCAACGUUUGUUCAAAGUACUUGUACAGAACCAUGUAUCUUUCAGUGUUGUAGUGUAGUUUCCGCAACCAUGUUGCAGUGAGUAUGUGUACUGUGGUAGGUGCUCAAAUCUCUGAAGUAAGAUCCAGUCUGAUGAUAACUAUAGAAUAUCAUCUGGGACUUUACACUGAAUAAAUGGACAAAGUGAUAGCAUCUGUUCUAUGGACAAGGAUUUGCUGCUUUUUGCUGCACCCCUGUGGAGGACAUAUGAAAUGUAUGAUGAGUUACUACUUUGUUGUGAUGGGAUGCAACAGUCCAUCCAGGCUUUGUCCACACUGUACAGUGCUGUUGAUCUCAGGGGUGUAUUCACUAGGAAGCAAACGGGCAGGAACGGGGAGGGAUCUACCUUGCAUUUGUCCAAUAAGAAACACUUUUGUUGCAAAAUGUUUUGCUACAGUGUGCACUAAUGAGUACACCCCAGUUGAACACCCAUCAAUUUGUACCAUUGAGUACAAAAGACAGAAUGAUCCCUAUUCUAUUUCUUUUAGCCUUUUUAGAUACUAAUGUAUUUUAUUGGGAAACUGUAGUGAUGAUGAAUGAAUCUGUAUCUCUUUACAGCAUCUUUCCUGUGGUCACUUGCAGUAUUUACUUAAAGGUCCAAUGCAGCAAUUUUUAUCUCAAUAUCAAAUCAUUUCUGGAUAACAUUUUAGUUCCUUAUUGUGAUUAUUUUAAAUUUUAAAUUGUCAAAAUUAAACAGCUUCUUAGCAAAGAGCAAUUCCUCAAGCAAAACUGUUGCUGUCUGGUAGUGGUCUGAGUGGGGAGAGGAAAACUAGUUGUUAUUGGCAGAGAGGUUUGUAACUUUUAUUUGUUUAUUAACUAAUUUACUGCCUGGUGACGAUACCAGGCAGGCCAAAACUCCAUCCCCCCAAAACAGCCUGACAUUUCAGGUAGUCUUUUCAAACUAAAAAAGUGCAGUAUCAUAAUUUUCACAAUUUCACAGUGUUAUUCCAACCUCAGUGUCAAAAUAUAUAUAACGCACAGGAAAAUCUAAUUAUUGACAGCACUGGGCCUUUAAUAUUGAGCUUUUAUAUGCAAAAUAAACGUAACACUAUCGAGAUAAUGGUGUUGUAAACAGAGGAGCAAAAUCAUCACAAUUAGAUCAUUUUAAUUGUUCAAAUCAAUCAAAUUUUAUUGGUCACAUACACGUGGCUAGCAGAUGUUAAUGCGAGUGUAGCGAAAUGCUUGUAAACAUGAAUACAUUAAAAAAAACAAAUAACUGCCUAGUUUUCUAAGGACCGACAUCUCUGUCAGCGUCAUCAAGAAGUUACAUUUGUUUUUAUUCAACAGAUCCAUUGGGGUUCAAUACAGCCUUUGUGGGAAGACACAACUUGAUUUAUGGUAGCAAUAAAUUAAGUGCGUCAUACUGAACUCAUACAAUACGUUGUUUUUUCUUCAAAUGUUACUCUCACGCAUUCCCCAUGAGACACAUGCAUUGGAUCCUCUUAUCUCACACAUUGAAAAGUACUGCUUUCAUUUUUCUUAUUAGUCCAUUGUUUAGUCAGUGUGUUAUUUUCUCAACUGUACUCCAAAUUGUAUUGAAAUCGGGGGCAUCUGCGCCUGCAAUUUACCAUCACGAGCCAACCUGGUCUCAGCGCAUUUCAUAUUAUUCUGUAGAAAGAAGACCAGUAGACAGCCGGUACGUUGCGAUAAACUUUAGUGAACUAUUAACAAAAUAUAUUUACAAAAUAAUACAUAUGGGAACAGUCAGCCGAGAGCAUCAGGACGCACAACUGCAACGCGUUUUGACUACUAGAGUCUUAGUCGGGCAGCGUUGUGGACGGAAGCUGACGUGUCUCUAGAAAUAGAGGUGGGGACAGGUAAACGUCACAUGACAAGUAAACUACAUGAAAAACACCUACAACAAUAUCACGUCAGCGUAUAGAGGCAACAUGAGAAAUAUGACAAAUAAAUGCAACAUGAAAAAUUGUGCACAGGAAUGUAUACAAAGAAUGUGCGUAAAUGGAUACUCUAACAGAGUUGCCUGCGUAAAAGACAGAUUAUGCACUGGUGCAUAAAAUUCAUGGCAUAAAAACACAGGAAGCACACCAUGGCGGUAAUCAGAAACUCAUCAGAGCAAGCAAUUACACAAAAGGCUACACAGUGUAUUCAGAAAGUAUUCAGGCCCCUUGACUUUUACCACAUUUUGUUACCUUACAGCCUUAUUCUAAAAAUGAUGAAAUAUUUUUUUCCCCUCAUCAAUCUGCACACAAUACCCCAUAAUGAAAAAGCGAAAACAGGUUUUUAGAAUAAUUGGCAAAAAAAUAAUGUAAUAAAAAAAAUACAUAUUGCGAUGAGACUUGAAAUUGAGCUCAGUUGCAUCCUGUUUCCAUUGAUCAUCCUUGAGAUGUUUCUACAACUUGAUUGGAGUCCACCUGUGGUAUAUAUUGUAUUAUUGACUGUAUGUUUGCUUAUUCCAUGUGUAACUCUGUGUUGUUGUAUGUGUCGAACUGCUUUGCAUUAUCUUGGCCAGGUCGCAGUUGUAAAGGAGAACUUGUUCUGGGCUACCUGGUUAAAUAAAGGUCAAAUAAAAUCAAUUAAAAAUAUA